AUGAUUAAGUAUAUAGAUGAUGCCAAUAGUGUAUUACAAGUCUAUGUUGAAGAAGAGAAAGGACAAGUAGCAUUGCCUAGUGGUAUAAGUCAAUCUAUUCAUGGAAAAGAUGGUGGUGUUAGUUGUAUUAGUGAAAAUUCAGAAGGUGUAGAUAAUUUAGAUGAAACUGAGGAUGAGAUUGAGUGUGAUGAGUUGAACACUGUGAUUGAUGUCAGUGUUGAGCAUAGUGAGCAAUUGCAGCAGCAAGUAGAAUCGGAAGAGGAUCAUGAAUACUUACCAGUUGAUGAGAGUGACACAGAUGAUGGACUAAAUGAUAAUGAACUGUCAGAUGAUGAUGAGUAUGUGGAAGCAAGGAAAAGUAUAGCAAAGUAUAAGAAUUAUAUGCCUGUUAAUGAGCUUGCUGACAGAUUACAUGGAAACACUGAAAAUGCUAGACAUAAAGCAUCUGGCUUUGUAAGUGAAUACGAAGACUCUAAUGGGGAUGUGAAUUCAGACAGUACUGAUGAGGAUGACAUUGAAGAGGGUUCAAGAAAGAGGAGAAAGAGGGUUGUAUAUGAUCCCAGAUGUGAUUAUAAGUAUUUACAGCUGGUGAUGAGAAGCAGCAAGUACCAAUUUCAAAUGAGAUGUGACAAGGGAUGCCCAUGGAGACUGUAUGGAAGCAUGAUUAAAAGAGAGCAUACCUUUGCUAUUAAGACAUAUGUUGGUGAGCAUAGGUGCCCUAGCGAGAUGAAAAAUAGGCAAGCUACCUCUGAAUGGAUAGCUAAGGAAUAUAUACAUAGAUUCAGAAGAAAUGCCAAUUGGAGUGUGAAGGACUUGGAGGAUGACUUACUUGAUAAGUUCUGUGUUCAAGUGUUAAGAACAAAAUGCUAUAGGGCAAAAUGGAAAGCACUUAAUAUGCUAAAAGGGUUUAUACAGGAACAUUAUGCUAAGUUAAGAGGCUAUAAAGUUGAAUUGCUAAGGGUGGAUAAGGAAGGCAGAUUUGAUUUCCUCCUUGAUGAAGACUGCACUUUUAAAGGGUUCUUUAUAGGCUUUAGUUCCUUGAGGAAAGGGUUUUUGAAGUAUUGUAGGCCCAUUAUUGGAUUUGAUGGGUGUUUUUUGAAAAGUUUUUUAGGAGGGGCAUUAUUAUGUGCAGUUGCUAAAGAUGGGAACAAUCAAAUGCUCCCAUCUUUUGGGUUGUAG
This is a messenger RNA of Ricinus communis (castor bean), 1179 nucleotides long. RefSeq lists its product as uncharacterized. The transcript is spliced from 3 exons. The coding region runs from base 1 to 1179 and encodes 392 amino acids. The record is from RefSeq and is a predicted model, not a curated record. NCBI's taxonomy places the organism in Eukaryota, Viridiplantae, Streptophyta, Magnoliopsida, Malpighiales, Euphorbiaceae.